GAAAGGUGUGGUGGCAAAGGAAGGGAGAGACUGCUGCUGAGUGCCAGGGACGGGUCUGUGUGCAGAACAGGGUCAGGACAUGGAAGGACAGAAGACUGGUAGAGUAGAUAGGCAAAGACAAGCUCCACGAAGACCAAGUCAUCCUAUAUAUUAGGAUAGAAAGCUGGACACGUGAUACACAGAAAAAGCUACUUGAGGACUUAUUAUCUGUAUAUGACAACUGGACAGAAGGCUGGUGGAGUAGAAAGGCAAAGACAACCUCCACGAAGACGGUGUAACCGUAUAUGAGGACAGAGUGCUGGACACAUGAUAGAAGAAGAUGCUCCAUGAGAACAUAUUAACAGUACAUAACGACUGGACAGAAAUCUGGUGGAGUAGAUAGGCAAAGACACCUACGAAGACAGAGAGCUGGAGGUGUGAUAUACAGAGGUUGGGUCAUUCUGGAACAAAUCUUAUUAUGUUUCAGAUAGCCUCAGACUUUACAUCCAGAUACUUCUCAUUUAUGGUGUGGAGACAAGGUGGUCAGAGAUGAGUCUUAACUUAUAGAGAGGACGAAGAGGAGGGCAACCUACAGUUAUAAGUUGCAGACAGGAAGUCAUAUCUGCUGUCGGGUCGCACGGAGCCCCUGGACUCUUAACAUGGCCGCACCCCACCAGGGUUUAGUGGCACAGGAAUCGGAGGAUGAGGAGAUCUGGGAGAAGCCGGUCAGUGACUGGUCAGUACAAGACGUCUGCUCCUGGCUGCAAUAUGGACCCUUACAGAACGCAGCCGGCCUGGUCCAAGCAGCUUAUUCCCAUCACAUCUCAGGACGAGCUCUGCUGAGGUUGACGGAUAAUUUGCUGCAGAGAAUAGGAAUUCACGAAGAGGGUUUACGUCGGACAAUUCUUGUGGAAGUCUUGGAACUGAAGCUACAGCAGGAAAUCCAGCAGCUGCUGCUCAUCGCGGAGUGUGUGGAAGAGCAGGAAAGAAGAUGACCAUAAGGCUGACCAACACCAAGGAAUAAUACUCUGAACAUCUGCUGAGGAGCUGCGGGCCACGGGAGCCACUGCCGGCAGCCGGACUGCGUCCCCAGAGCAUGGAAGUAUGGGCUACCUGGUGCCAGCAGGUACUUCACUGUAUAAUCAGCACGGAGGUGGCACCUGACGGAGCAGAGGCGGUAAACUGGUCAUGAAAAAACUGAAAGUGGCCCCAUGAUGUAGCCAAGUCCAAACUGACUAAAGGUGGGAACAGCAAUACCAUUCUGCAGCCCGAAAUAGCAUCAGAAGAUACCUUCUCCAGGAGGUGCCCCUCUGCCCUGGUCCCGUUUAGUCCUCCUUCUCCAUUUGUUUCUAACUGAUAUACAGAGGAGGGGGUGAGACGAGGGCCAGAACAGCGAGCGGGCCCUACCUUCAGCAUUACCAAACAUGCAGGAGAAUACCGCACUACGUACCUCUUACAUCCAGUGACGUGUUCUGUCAUUUAGACAUGGUCUUUCCUCGUCUUCUCUAUUCGGCCCAGACCACCAUGACAACGUCUUUGAGCCACGUCUGCUGAGUUUGUCACACAGACAUUCUGCUGCCACCCCCAAUACUGUACUGCAGAAAAAAUAGUGCCCCAACUAAUAAUAAUAAUGCCCCUAUAGUAAUAUCAGUAUUAAUAAUGCCCCCUAUAGGGGCCUGCAGUAAUGAUAUUGCCCCCGUUAGUUAUAAGGCCUCCAUAGCAUUCCUAGUAUUAAUAAUGCUACAAUUGUGCCCCAGCAAUAAUAAUCCUCCCUAUAGUGCCUGCAGUAAUAAUAAUGCCGUAUAGAACUCUCAGUAUUAAUAAUGCCCCCUUAUAGGGUCCUACGUUAUCCAUCAGUAAGACUAAUGUCCCAGUAUUAAAGGUCAUCUGUCUAAAAGAUGUCCCCAUAGUGCCCUCAGUAAUGGCCUUUAUAAGUGGUCCCCCCGCGUAGCAAAGUAAAAAAAAAAAAUCUAAUUCUGGAGUCACCCCUGGAUGCAGGCCACAUCUUCACGACCACCUGCCUCAUCCUACUGCCGUUAGGCUUCAGGCCUGGUUUUCUGCGGCCUAUGAGAGUGAAUGUGGGGUGAGGAGCCAUCGUCCUGAGGCCACCGACAGCCGGGUACAUAAAUACCUGAAGACACCAGACCUACCCCUAGAUACAGACCCUCAGAGGCUGUAACAGGAGGCCACAAAGUAUGGACUUUCAGGGGGUGAAUACUUAUGCACAAUAAAAUUUAAUUUUUUGUCUUAUUUUUUGUGUCACAAAGAAAAAAUAUCAAAGUGGUCGACAUGUUGUGCAAUCAGAUGGUACAAACCCCCCAAAUCCGUUGUAAUAAAAGGUGGAAAUGUAC
Bufo gargarizans (Asiatic toad) is the source of this 2330-nucleotide messenger RNA. Its product is annotated as sterile alpha motif domain-containing protein 12-like. Lineage: Eukaryota; Metazoa; Chordata; Amphibia; Anura; Bufonidae. Gene Ontology annotation, biological process: cell surface receptor protein tyrosine kinase signaling pathway. The record is from RefSeq and is a predicted model, not a curated record. Gene Ontology annotation, molecular function: protein binding. The transcript has 5 exons. Gene Ontology annotation, cellular component: cytoplasmic side of plasma membrane. The coding region runs from base 639 to 974 and encodes 111 amino acids.